This is a messenger RNA of Trachymyrmex septentrionalis, 658 nucleotides long. RefSeq lists its product as uncharacterized. Gene Ontology annotation, cellular component: dynactin complex. The coding region runs from base 20 to 589 and encodes 189 amino acids. Lineage: Eukaryota; Metazoa; Arthropoda; Insecta; Hymenoptera; Formicidae. The record is from RefSeq and is a predicted model, not a curated record. The transcript has 2 exons. Gene Ontology annotation, biological process: cytoskeleton-dependent cytokinesis.
UUUGCCGACAAUUCUCGAGAUGUCGUCCGUCAAGUUGUUAGAAGAGAGAAUUGCUAAUUUAGAGAAACAAGUAUAUGGACUUGGUAAGACGAUGAAUAUUGAUGAUCCUGCACCGCCAAACGCUAUCAUCGAUCGACUCACAGACAUCAAUUCAUUAAUCAGCUCAGCAUUAUCAGGCAGAGAAAAACCAAAUGCACUUAUCAAACGUUUGCCGGAGUUAAAUGGCUAUUUGGAGCCUACUUGUGAAGAUGUUGACAUGCCCACCAAUGCUAAAGCACAGCUGUUGUUGACAAUGGAGCCAGAGAUUAUGGAGAACCAUAAGCUGUUAAACAAAGUACAGGAACUCAUGCCUGUGUUAGAAUCAGAACGUAUCAAAGAUGCGCCCGAAUUAAAUAAUACACUUAACAAACUGUCACUGUCGUAUCUCGAAGUUUACAAAGAUUCCAAAGAGUUGGAUGCUCAUGUACAUGAUCUGCUGUCUAAAUAUAAUGCAGUUAUAAAUAGUAUAUCAGAAUCAUUAAUUAUUUUAGAUAAUGCAAUUAUAGCUGCAGAAGUAGCAGCUAAGCCGAAGAAACAGACAGAUAAUUAACGAGAUAAUUGUUUGGUUUAUUUAAAUAUCGAUUAAUUCAUAUUAUGUUUUAAUGAAUACAUGUUAAUA